Messenger RNA from Acipenser ruthenus (sterlet), 4004 nucleotides. RefSeq lists its product as uncharacterized. The transcript is spliced from 9 exons. Bases 389 to 3793 code for a protein of 1134 amino acids. NCBI's taxonomy places the organism in Eukaryota, Metazoa, Chordata, Actinopteri, Acipenseriformes, Acipenseridae. The record is from RefSeq and is a predicted model, not a curated record.
UCUCCUAUUGGCCGCGGUGGGAAGGAGGCGGGCCAGGUCCCCAGCAUCGCGGCCGGUGAUUGGCUGAAGUGUCGCUGGGUUUUUUGCGAAGGGAAACGAAGACAGUUAAAGCGGCGGAGUUUUUAUUUAUUUAUUUUUUUGGGGGUUGCAGAUAAAUUAUUCAAACGGCUUUUAUUAUUAUUUUUUUUAAAAAAUUACGUUUAUUAAAAGCUGUCUUUUGCGGUAGCCCGGUUUAAAAAAAAAAAAAAAAAUUUUUUUUUUUAAUUAAACCACAGAAGCGGACCUCGGGGAAAACCGGCUCGGGGUUGGGUCACAAUAACUCCUGUGUUUUGAUAUAGAAGACAGAGAGAGAGAGAGAGAGAGGAAAGGGGGAGAGAUUGUACCCCAAAUGGAAGUUGGGGGGGGUGCUUGCCCCCUCACCCAGCCCUCCCCAGACCUCACCACCCCACCAGAAUGGGAUUCGAACCCGGGGCCCAAACCUGCCUUCAAGCAUUCCUAUCGCAGACAGAGACUCAUUGUAUACAGGUCUUCGGAAGAAGGGGUGAUGGAGACCAGUAAGGAGGAGAGGAAGAGAAGGAGCAGCCCAAGACUUCGACAGGAGACGGAGAGAGGGAACGAGAGAGGGGGAGAGGGAGAGAUUCAGCAGCCGUUGUUGCGAGAGAGAAAGAAAAGACGAGCACUGGAGGGGAAAAUACAUUCUGUGGAGCAAUCCAUCGAACCUAAGUGUAAGGUUCAGAAGAAUUCGCAACCUGAGAAUACACAAGCGCCAGGCGACCAAUCGGGGGGCAGGUUGAACAAGGGGGCGGGGCUGGACAUCUCUAAAACACUCAACAGCGAAUCGGAAAGUAGCAGAGAGGAGGGGCAAGAGUCAGAGAGCCAAUCGGGGAGAAGCUUGGCUGUGAUUGGUGGCUGUGACCCCCAGGCCCCACCCCCUGCCCUGCUGAAGGGCUGGGUGAUUGGUCCCCUCUUCCAGUCACUCCGGUCCAAGAUGGCGAGCUUCACGGAGAUUGUAAUGUCACCGACCCGGCUCUUCAGAACCGGCGAGCUGAUGGAGAGAGGAGGAGGAGGAGGAGGAGGAGGGGAGGAGGAGAGAGCAGCAGAAGAGGAAGAUAGAGGGAGGAGCCCUCUAGAGGCGGAGGAGGAACGGAGAGAGUUGAGAGACUGGCAGACAGGCGCUGGACUGACAGGCGGAGUGGAAAUUGCGACAGACGUAGACGUGUUUGAAAAAUGGAGACAGGAAACUAGGUCUGCGCGGGUGGUGCUUGAGAGAGACUCUGUGACAGCAGGGCAGGGCAGCGAGAGAGGCUCCAGAUCACCCGAUGGGUUUGGGGCGCGGUUUAGGGAACCAGCGACGCCGGGAUCGUGUUCUAGGUCGGCGGAGAAGACGAAAGAGGGCGAUGGACUGGGUUCUAGAUUAGCGGAGAAUUUCGAAGAGGGGGUCCAAUUGGGUUCUCGACCGCCCUUGAGAUCUCCAGGAGAGGAUCGGUGGGCGGGUUCCGGAUCUCCAGCCAAACCCGACGGUGCCGCCAGACGGCGUUCUAGAUCGCAGAGGGGAUCGUCUGAAACCGCGGGUCUCGCGGAAGCCUUCGGUGACAACGGCGCAAGUUCUAGAGAGGAAGAAUCUCAAAGGUCUCCUGUUCUAGAUCGCUGUCUAGGCAGUUCUAGAUGGCCCAGUAAAUGUAGGGGCGCUCAUACUUCUGGAGUGGGUUCUGCAGGUAGAAGGACGGGUUCUGUAACGCCAUUAAGGUGUGAAAUCAACUUGGGUACAAGAAUGCCCAUUCAGUCAGCGGGGGCUAGACUGAGGGGCUCUAGAACACUUGAGCAAUCUAUAGAGGAGGAGGAGGAGUUUGGACCACCCACGGAAAUGCCAGUGCGAUCUGUGGGGUUUGAACUGAAAUCCACAGAACGUGCGCAGGGUUCUAGAAAACACCGGAGAUCGCGGCAGGUGUACGAAACUGGUUCUGGAACGCCCACUAAAACGCUGGAGCGCAGAUUGCUGCGUCCCAGAGCACUUUUACACGCCUCUGGAGUUCAGAUGAGUUCUAGAGCAUUUAGUAUGAAAAUGGAAGAGUCCAAGCUGUGUUCUAGACAACUUUUCAAAUCUGCAGCGUCGGAGAGAUUAGGCGCCAGUUCCAAAAGUCAGGAGGUUAGACAGGGUUCCAGAGUGCCUGUCGACUCGUCGGAGCCAGCACCGGUUCUAGAGGCACCUAGGCUGUUGUCGGAAGCUCAGCCUGAUUGUAGAAAGUCUCAGAGAUCUGCAGAAAAAACAGGCCUUCCUGUCCUGAAUGCACUCGAAGGAGAAUGUUCUAGAUCGGACCUUGUUAAAAUCCCUCGCAGUGGACAUUCUAGAACGCCUACAGAAUCCAGUGGAACGAGAAAUAUAAUAAAGGAGGUGCAAACUCAACUGCGUUCCGGAUCGCCUAAUAACCCCACAAACGGAGAAGCAGCAGGUUCUAGACUGCACACAAAAUGUGCCAAGCCCAUGAAAGAAGCGGUGGUCAGACUGGGCUCUAGGUGCAGGAGUGGGAGCGUUUCUAAAGCGGAUACCCGUCCGCGUUCUAGGCGUUCUGGAUUAGCUUUGAGAGCCCGUGACGGGGAGGGGGGAGCAGGGAGACGGCGUGAGAUCCCGCCACUGCGCUCCGGAAACGAAAUGGAAAUCUGCAUCCGGGAGAAAGUUUGCGAGGGGCGGGGAACAAGCGGGAUGAGCUGGGGCAAAGACCUGGGGUCUGAGCUGGAAGUCGCGAGGAAACGCUCUAGAACCCGCGCCAGGCUGCGGGACGAGAACGAGGGGGAGGGAACAGAUAAGAGGACCAGGCUGAGGCAGCUCGGAACCACGAGGGGGGCCAAGACACCCAAACUGGACGCCGAUCUAGAACCGGAGGAGGAGGAGGAGGAGGAGGAGGAGGAGGAGAGAGAGAGGGAGGGAAUCUACAAAAACAGAAAGCGACCUAGAGGAGGAGGAGUCAAUCAUGGGACCCCGACCCGAGAGGACCCUGUUCAGGGAGGUACGACCCCCGAAACUAAACCCCCACGCCUCCUGAGGAGCCACUCCUGCCCCGACAUCCCCUCCUGCCCCGCGGACACCCCCUGCCCCGCCCCCCCCUCCCCCGCGCUCCUCCCCUCGGUUCCCCAGACAGCGGCGACACACAGUCUGCAGCCUGGAGCCAGAGAGGGAGCGGGAGAUCGCCCCCUUGUGUCUGCGCAAGGAAGUCUUCCCAGGGUCCUCCUCCUCUUCGUCCUCCUCCUCCUCCUCCUCGUCCCGCUGCUCCCCCCUCUUCUUCUCCACGCUGGCUUCCUGCUUCUUGUCCAGCCCGUUGGCCUUCCUGUCCAGACGUCACCACGGCGACAACCACCGGGGAGGAGGGGGAGGGGGCAGCGAUGUCACUUCCUCUUCCAGCUCCUCCCCCCGCUUCCCUUUUCCCCGAGCCGCUUCCUGUUCCCAAGGAGUCAGGCGGACCACCUCGUCCCAUCACAGUCCCCAGCGCCUGGAGCAGAGUGGGGGGAGGGGCUUGGACCUCAAACCCAGAGUCCUCACCACGAGAGGAGAGGAGGAGGAGGAGGAGGAGGAGGAGGGAGAGGGGGAAGGAGAGCAGCCCUUCUCCGUGGAGCUGGGAGAGGGAGAGGGAGAGAGGCCGCUGUCAGACUCCAACAUCAAGAUCAAGCAGUCAGAGUGUCCAGGGGAAGGGGGGGCAAAGGGGGGCAAAGUGUCCCGAAUCAGAAUCCGAAAAACACCCCCCAAGCCUCCCACCAACCUGACCCCCAUGGGCCUGCCCAAACCAGUCAGGUUGAAUAAGAAGCAGUUCACUCUUGAGGAGAUUUACACCAACAAGAACUUCAGGAUGCCCCCCGAGGGGUGAGUGACUCUCUUCUUAAUUCCUUACUUUUUUUUUCUUCCUCGUUUUUAAACCUGCACUCAAAUGUCAUUGUCUUUGUGUGUUUCCCUUCUCUCCUCCCCCCUCCUCUUCCUAAACCUCUCCUCUCCUCCCCCUCUCUUCCUAACCUCU